GGGGCCGCCCGCAUGUUGUAGGUCACGCACAUCCCCUCUGCUGCACCAAGAUGGCGGCCGGGCCGUCGGCCUCGUACCCAGCAUAGGCUUCGCUGCGGGCCGACUAGAGCAAAAGCUGGCAGGCUGACAAACAGGCAGCUUACAGGACGGACUCUCUGGCUACUGACCAUUUAGCUGUGGCAUACCCGGAUUGUGUGUGGGUGGGAAGUCGACAAUGAGCUCUGUGGCAGUUUUGACCCAGGAGAGCUUUGCUGAACACCGCAGCGGCCUGGCUCAGCAGCAAGUGAAAGUUACAGCUUUAAACUCUGAAGAAGAGAAUGAUCCUCCAACCUACAAGGAAGCCUUCCCUCCACUCCCUGAGAAAGCACCAUGUUUGGAAGCUGCCCAGGAACCUGCUGGUCCCUGGAGCAAAAUUCGACCAAUAAAGGCUUCUGUCAUCACUCAGGUGUUUCAUGUGCCGCUGGAGGAGAGGAAGUAUAAGGACAUGAAUCAGUUUGGAGAAGGCGAGCAGGCCAAGAUCUGCCUUGACAUCAUGCAGAAAACAGGAGCUCACCUGGAGCUGUCUCUGGCAAAGGACCAGGGCCUUUCCAUCAUGGUCUCUGGCAAGCUGGAAGCAGUCAUGAAGGCUCGGAAGGAAAUUGUUGCUCGACUGCAGACUCAGGCUUCAGCCACAGUUGCCAUCCCCAAGGAGCACCACCGUUUUGUGAUUGGAAAGAAUGGUGAGAAGCUGCAGGACCUGGAGCUCAAAACUGCAACCAAGAUCCAGAUCCCCCGCCCAGAUGACCCCAGCAACCAGAUCAAGAUCACUGGCACUAAGGAAGGGAUUGAAAAGGCCCGGCACGAGAUCCUGCUUAUCUCUGCUGAGCAGGAUAAGCGUGCCGUGGAGCGGCUGGAUGUGGAGAAAGUGUACCAUCCCUUCAUUGCUGGCCCUUACAACAAGCUGGUGAGUGAGCUCAUGCAGGAGACAGGGACACGCAUCAACAUUCCUCCGCCCAGCGUCAACAAGACAGAGAUAGUCUUCACAGGGGAAAAGGAACAGCUGGCCCAGGCUGUGGCUCGUGUUAAGAAGAUCUAUGAGGAGAAGAAAAAGAAGACUACUACCAUCGCUGUGGAGGUGAAGAAGUCCCAGCACAAGUAUGUCAUCGGCCCCAAGGGUAAUUCCCUGCAGGAGAUCUUGGAGAAAACUGGAGUCUCUGUCGAGAUCCCACCCACUGACAGUAGCUCGGAGACGGUGAUACUGCGAGGCGAGCCUGAAAAGCUUGGGCAAGCAUUGACUGAAGUCUAUGCAAAGGCCAACAGUUUUACCGUCUCCUCGGUCUCAGCCCCCUCUUGGCUUCAUCGUUUCAUCAUUGGAAAGAAAGGACAAAACCUGGCCAAAAUAACUCAGCAGAUGCCAAAGGUUCACAUCGAAUUCACUGAAGGAGAAGACAAAAUCACUUUGGAAGGACCUACAGAAGAUGUGAAUGUGGCUCAGGAACAGAUUGAAGUCAUGGUCAAGGAUCUGAUCAACCGGAUGGAUUAUGCAGAAAUCAACGUUGACCACAAAUUCCACCGACACCUCAUUGGCAAGAACGGAGCUAACAUUAACAGAAUUAAGGACCUCUACAAGGUGUCUGUGCGCAUUCCCCCGGACAAUGAGAAGAGCAACCUGAUCAGAAUUGAAGGAGACCCACAGGGGGUCCAACAGGCCAAGAAAGAGCUGCUGGAACUCGCUUCCCGUAUGGAAAAUGAACGCACCAAGGACCUAAUCAUUGAGCAGAAAUUCCACCGGACCAUCAUUGGGCAGAAGGGCGAGCGGAUCCGGGAAAUCCGGGAGAAAUUCCCAGAGGUUAUCAUCAACUUCCCAGACCCUGCACACAAGAGUGACAUUGUCCAACUCAGAGGUCCCAAAAACGAGGUGGAGAAGUGCACCAAGUACAUGCAAAAGAUGGUGGCAGACCUGGUUGAAAACAGCUUUUCUAUUUCUGUUCCCAUCUUCAAACAAUUCCACAAGAACAUCAUAGGGAAAGGAGGUGCCAACAUCAAGAAGAUCCGUGAAGAAAGCAACACCAAAAUAGAUCUCCCUGCUGAGAACAGCAACUCAGAGACAAUUGUUAUCACGGGCAAAAGAGCAAAUUGUGAGGCUGCUCGCCAUAGAAUUUUGGCUAUCCAAAAGGAACUGGCCAACAUCACAGAGGUGGAGGUCUCUAUUCCUUCCAAACUCCACAAUUCCCUCAUUGGCGCCAAAGGCCGCUUCAUCCGCUCCAUCAUGGAGGAGUGUGGUGGAGUCCACAUCCACUUCCCCACAGAGGGCUCUGGCAGUGACACCGUGACCAUCAGGGGCCCAGCCCAGGAUGUGGAGAAAGCCAAGAAACAGCUGCUACAUCUGGCAGAGGAGAAGCAAACAAAGAGUUAUACUGUGGACCUCCGUGCAAAGCCAGAGUACCACAAAUUCCUUAUUGGUAAGGGUGGUGGCAACAUCCGUAAGGUGCGAGACAACACAGGGGCCCGCAUCAUCUUCCCCACCUCUGAGGACAAAGAUCAGGAGCUGAUCACCAUCAUGGGAACGGAGGAGGCUGUCAAAGAGGCACAGAAGGAGCUGGAGGCCCUCAUCAAGAACUUGGAUAACGUGGUUGAAGACUCCAUGGUGGUUGACCCCAAGCACCACCGCCACUUUGUCAUCCGUCGAGGACAAGUUCUCCGUGAGAUUGCAGAUGAAUAUGGUGGUGUGAUGGUCAGCUUCCCGCGCUCCGGCACCCAGAGCGAUAAAGUCACCCUCAAGGGAGCCAAGGACUGUGUGGAGGCAGCCAAGAAACGCAUCCAGGAGAUCAUCGAGGACCUGGAAGCUCAAGUGACAAUCGAAUGCACCAUUCCACAAAAGUUCCACCGCUCCAUUAUGGGCCCCAAAGGAUCCCGGAUCCAGCAGAUCACCCGGGACUACGGCGUCCAGAUCAAAUUCCCUGACAGGGAGGAAAACCCAGCCCCUGUUGUGGAGCCAGCUGUGCAGGAGAAUGGUGAGGAAAGUGGGGAAGGCAAGGAGGGGAAGGACACAGAUCCCAGCUCUCCGAAGAAGUGCGAUAUCAUCAUCAUCUCUGGCCGCAGGGAGAAGUGUGAGGCAGCAAAGGAGGCGCUGCAGGCUCUGGUUCCUGUCACCAUUGAGGUGGAAGUUCCCUUUGAUCUUCACCGUUACAUCAUAGGCCAGAAAGGAAGUGGGAUCCGCAAAAUGAUGGAUGAGUUUGAAGUGAACAUCCAGGUGCCUGCUCCUGAGCUGCAGUCAGAUAUCAUCACCAUCACUGGGCUGGCUACCAACCUGGACCGUGCCAAGGCCGGGCUCCUGGACAGAGUGAAGGAGCUGCAAGCUGAACAGGAGGAUCGGGCCUUGCGAAGCUUCAAACUGACAGUCACUGUAGAUCCCAAGUAUCACCCUAAAAUCAUUGGGAGGAAGGGAGCAGUGAUCACCCAGAUACGCACAGAGCACGAGGUCAACAUCCAGUUCCCCGACAAGGAUGAUGAGAGCCAGGCCCAAGACCAGAUCACCAUUACUGGCUAUGAGAAGAACGCUGAGGCUGCCCGGGAUGCCAUCAUGAAGAUUGUUGGUGAGCUGGAGCAGAUGGUUUCUGAGGAUGUGACCCUGGACCAUCGUGUUCACGCACGCAUCAUCGGUGCACGUGGAAAAGCCAUCCGCAAAAUCAUGGAUGAGUUCAAGGUGGAUAUUCGCUUUCCCCAGAGUGGAGCUCCUGACCCCAACUGUGUGACUGUGACAGGACUCCCUGAGAACGUGGAAGAAGCUAUUGAUCACAUCCUGAACUUGGAGGAGGAAUAUCUUGCAGAUGUGGUUGACAACGAGGCAAUGCAGGUGUACAUGAAGCCCUCCUCACAUGAAGAGUCCAAGGCCCCAUCCAAGGGCUUUGUGGUGAGAGAUGCCCCCUGGACCACUGUCAACACCGAGAAGGCCCCUGAUAUGAGCAGUUCUGAAGACUUCCCCAGCUUUGGGGCUCAAGUGGCCCCCAAGACUCUUCCCUGGGGACCCAAACGAUAAUGACCUGGAAGCAGAAACUCCUCCAGCCCGCUGACCUGACACUAACCUGCCACAAAUACUUCCUGUCUGAAAUCUGACCCAGCGGCUGGAGCACAAAUCAAUUGUCCCAAGAGGUCUCCUAAUGGUGUCUGGAGUGCUAGACCCCAUCCUGCUCCCCUCAGCUAUCACCGUGUCUAGGACCCACCCUCAUCUCUUGAUGGAUAUUCUUUCCUCCUUUGGAACAAGACUUCCACUCAGAUUCAAACACUAAAUGUGUGUGUUUUUGUUAGAAACUUCAUAAUUGACUCCAAGUGGCUAAGAUUUGCAGCUUCCCAAGCGCUAGCAGAGCAAUCUGCUCUCUUGAGCAUGUCUGACUAGGCAUUCUCGCCUUCAUUAGGAGACCUCCUUUACUGUGGCUA
Ficedula albicollis (Collared flycatcher) is the source of this 4416-nucleotide messenger RNA. RefSeq names its product high density lipoprotein binding protein (gene HDLBP). The coding region runs from base 215 to 4018 and encodes 1267 amino acids. Gene Ontology annotation, molecular function: mRNA binding. Gene Ontology annotation, cellular component: cytoplasm; nucleus. The transcript is spliced from 28 exons. NCBI's taxonomy places the organism in Eukaryota, Metazoa, Chordata, Aves, Passeriformes, Muscicapidae. The record is from RefSeq and is a predicted model, not a curated record.